Molecule: messenger RNA, 438 nt
Organism: Zasmidium cellare ATCC 36951
Lineage: Eukaryota; Fungi; Ascomycota; Dothideomycetes; Mycosphaerellales; Mycosphaerellaceae
Exons: 3
Coding region: 1-438 (145 amino acids)
Source: RefSeq, a predicted model, not a curated record
AUGCCACCUUCUCUCGAACACGUCUUCACCAUCCAUGGCAUGAUCCAGAAGGAACAUGUUCUUCAAUUGCAGACCGUUAAAGGAGGGCCGCAGAGAGUCGUGGCGCCUAUAGGGAAGGGCUUUGUGAAGGGCAAAGAUUUCGAGGCGGAAAUCGUUCCUGGAGGCGCGGAUUGGAUGCUCAUCGACCCCACAACCUCCACCGCCCACCUCGACGUCCGCCUCAGCGCGCGCACCUCAACCUCCCACAGCCUCUCGAUCCACUACACGGGCGUCAUCAAGAUCGACGAGAAGUGCGCGGGUCCGAUGGGGUUUGACCCGAAGGCGGAGAGCACGCGGUUUGGGGACCACGAGUGGUUUGCGAACCCGGUUGUCGAGACGAGUAAUCCGGAGCUGAAGUGGAUGGAGGCGGUGUAUCAUUUUGAGAUGUAUCGAGUAUAA